UCUAAAUCGUAAUUCAAACUGUGUAUUUUCUUCAAUGAUGUCUUCCUAACCUCUUCCAAACAGACAUCCUAAAAGCCAAUGCAAUUAUACGGGAAAAUGACUGCGGCAACUAAAAGCAGAGCAUUAGAGUUUUUAAAAUUUGUAAAUUCAAGUCCAACUCCUUAUCAUGUAACGAAAAACUUGGCCGAAUACUAUAACUCUCAUGGGUUUCAAUACCUCAGUGAGAAACAAGAGCUUUCUCCCUCCCUUUUAAAGAACGGGAAGUCUUACUACGUAGUUCGUAAUCAAUCUAGUAUUGUUGCGUUUAGUAUUGGUGGAAAAUGGAAACCAGGUAAUGGUUUCUCUAUAAUCGCUACUCAUACAGAUUCACCUACUUUGCGCUUGAAACCUAAGUCUAAAAAAUCUGCGAAUGGAUACAUGCAAAUAGGCGUGGAACAGUAUGGUGGUGGUAUUUGGCAUAGUUGGUUCGACCGAGACCUUUCUUUGGCUGGUCGUGUAUUGGUACAAGAGGAUGAUGGUCGUGUUGUACAACGUAACGUGCAUAUUGAUCGCCCCCUUGUCCGAAUCCCAACAUUGGCUAUUCAUUUGGACCGAAGUGCAAACGCAUCCUUUUCGUUCAACAUGGAAACCGAAUUUGCUCCCCUUCUAGGUCUUGAACAAGAGUUAUCGAAAGAGGAAGUGUCUGAAGACAAUGAAGCUCACCAUCCGGCUUUACUUUCACUCAUCGCUAGUGAGCUUGGUUCGGAUGUAUCACCGAAAAGCAUUGUCGAUUUCGAAUUAAUAUUGGGUGAUUAUGAAAAAGCUCGUCUUGGAGGUAUCCACGAAGAAUUUGUCUUCUCUCCACGUUUGGACAACCAGGGUAUGACAUUUAGUGCUUCUCGUUCCUUGAUCAAUUCUCUUUCAGAAAACUCGUUAGAAGAUGAUCCCUGUAUUCGUGUAGUUGCUUCGUUUGACCAUGAGGAGAUUGGUUCUGUUUCCGCCCAAGGUGCCGAAAGUAAUUUUCUUCUAUCUGUGCUAGAACGCUUAUCCGGAAGCAUGGAAAGCUACUAUAGUUCUAUGAGAUCCAGCUUUCUUAUUUCUGCAGAUAUGGCUCAUGCUAUUCAUCCCAAUUAUUCUUCCAAAUAUGAGUCUACCAAUUAUGCCGAGCUCAACAAAGGAACAGUGCUCAAGAUAAACGCUAACCAGAGAUAUAUGACUAAUGCUCAUGGUAUGGCAAUUAUUAAAAGAGCUUCUCAAUUGUCAAAGGCUCCUAUUCAGGUAUUCGUAGUUCGAAAUGAUUCCCCAUGCGGUAGCACAAUUGGUCCCAAGUUGGCCGCAAUGACUGGUAUUCCCACACUGGAUCUUGGUAACCCAAUGCUCUCUAUGCAUUCUUGCAGAGAGAUGUGUGGAACGAAAGACUUUGAAUACUCAGUUCAACUAUUAUCUGCUUUCUUCCAAAAUUUCUCGGACAUGGAGAAACACAUUGUUAUUGACAAUUAAAGAUGAUAUCUUAGAAAAUAGAUAAUAUUACAACCUUGGAUAAGCUAUCUAGCUUUCUUCUUGAUUAAUUCUAUUAGUUCUUCAUACUGAACAACGGUUGCUGCAAUAGAAUCAAUAUAAUCUUUUAAGUCUUAGAGAGAAAGAUUGAAACAACCUUAACUAAAACUAUGGAAAUGAAAUCAAUGAAGCGUCCUCGGAACAAAUUAUCUACUCCCUAUACAAUUCACAUCUUGAAGUAAUUGUAAAAAGAAAACAGUCAACUUAGUUUGAUGUUUAACUCAAAUU
Molecule: messenger RNA, 1764 nt
Organism: Schizosaccharomyces octosporus yFS286
Lineage: Eukaryota; Fungi; Ascomycota; Schizosaccharomycetes; Schizosaccharomycetales; Schizosaccharomycetaceae
Product: aspartyl aminopeptidase Aap1
Exons: 2
Coding region: 79-1479 (466 amino acids)
Biological process (GO): proteolysis
Cellular component (GO): fungal-type vacuole
Molecular function (GO): aminopeptidase activity; zinc ion binding
Source: RefSeq, a predicted model, not a curated record